AUGUACAGGAAGUCUGAUAUCGCAUUCCUUCGAGGACGACAAAGCUCGGGGAAGUUUUGCAAGACGCUGGAGACGUUCCUGUUCACCUUUUUGGACGAAGUUCAAGAGUGUCUCGAAGACCAGAUUGUUGUGUUCCAACAAGACAAUGCAUCUAUCCACGCUUCCAAGGAGACGAAGAAGUUUCUUGAAGACUCGGGCGUCUUCCUCAUGGAUGGCCUAGUACUGACUACUUGA
Aphanomyces invadans is the source of this 234-nucleotide messenger RNA. RefSeq lists its product as hypothetical. Lineage: Eukaryota; Oomycota; Saprolegniomycetes; Saprolegniales; Verrucalvaceae. The transcript is spliced from 2 exons. The coding region runs from base 1 to 234 and encodes 77 amino acids. The record is from RefSeq and is a predicted model, not a curated record. Gene Ontology annotation, molecular function: nucleic acid binding.